CAAUCAACUCUCCCCCAUACCACACAAAGCUCCCUACAACACAAUUACCAAUAAUCAAUUCAACAUGGGUCGCUGGGGUGAACGUUUCUUCGAAGGUGAUAACGACCUCGACGAGGCAAGCAUGAUGUCCGAGGAUGCGGGAAUCGAGCUCUACUACUACGAGAUCGACGAGCGAGAGAGCGAAGAUUUCUCCUUCUCUGGCAAGGGUCUCGAAGCUACCAGAGAUCACCUCAACAAUGGCGUCUUGCGCAGUCUCUUCAACAAGUACUCCGCCAACGAGCCCUUCCUCUCUGGAAGUCUUAGCUCCAAAGAGCUUCGACUGGUUCUGCUUGCUGCCUUGGCAAUGCGUGUCGGUGCCACCAUCGAGCCAGUCCACAUGGAACUCCUCCGUGAUUCCUACCCCAAGAUCCACGUCUCUCCCAAAUAUUCCUUCCCCCUGGCCGACUCUGGAUUCCGGGCACCGAUGAAGGAACAGUUCGAGAUUGCUCUAGCCAAAUACAAAAACGACGGUACUCCCUACAACUUCGACGCAAUCCGCUGCGAGCACAAGCCAUGCUCCAAGGAGAGCAAUGAGUUGGGCGAGGGAAUGAUAUUGAAGAAGUGCGGAAAAUGCCAGGAGGUACUUUAUUGUAGCAAGGAGUGCCAGACCAGCGACUGGACCAAGCAUAAGAAGACCUGCACUACUCCCGAGAAGCGUGCCGAGCAGGAGAGUCAGCGCAAUGCUGGAAGAGGUUUCAUUUCAUUGAAUGUUUGA
Cadophora gregata is the source of this 754-nucleotide messenger RNA. RefSeq lists its product as uncharacterized. The record is from RefSeq and is a predicted model, not a curated record. NCBI's taxonomy places the organism in Eukaryota, Fungi, Ascomycota, Leotiomycetes, Helotiales, Ploettnerulaceae. Bases 65 to 754 code for a protein of 229 amino acids. The transcript has 3 exons.